This is a messenger RNA of Lachancea nothofagi CBS 11611, 2445 nucleotides long. The record is from the annotation of a GenBank genome assembly. Lineage: Eukaryota; Fungi; Ascomycota; Saccharomycetes; Saccharomycetales; Saccharomycetaceae.
AUGUUUACUUUGACGCAUAUAACGCAUCCGACUGUCGAUACGAGUAACCCGCUUCUUCUACUGCAGUCAGAGCAUGGAGAGAGAUUUCUGUUUGGUCAGAUUCCAGAGGGAACUCAGAGAACGCUUCCAGAGAACAAAACUAGACUGUCCAAACUGGAGCAUAUCUUUCUUACCGGCCAGAUGAGCUGGGAUUCGAUAGGAGGUCUUCCCGGCAUGAUUCUGACGCUAUCUGAUCAGGGGAUCAAGUCUAUGAAUCUUUUCUAUGGUCAUGAUAUAGUCAACUUUGUUGUUAGUACUUGGAGGUACUUUGUCUUUCGAUUUGGAAUGAACUUAAAAACUAGUGUUAUCGAAGAUGGAUGCGUAUUUGAAAACAAACUUCUGCGUGUGCAGGCGAUUUUAGUAAACGCAACAUCUGCUGCUCAUCAGCCCUUGUCCAAGAAACUUACCGACGGUCUCAAAUACAUAGUGUCAAGGAUGUUUCCGCAGCAUGAGCCCACUAUGCGCCAUGACCCUGCGUCAGAUCCCCAAAUGAAUGUAGAGCUUCCCCGGGAAGAUAGUUUACCUAGACAAUCUACAUGCUACGAAAUUCAGUUAAAGCCCAUCAGAGGCAAAUUUAGGGUGGAAGAAGCAACGAAGCUUGGUGUCCCCAAGGGCAAACUGUUUGCUCAGCUCACAAAUGGUAAUAGUGUUACACUUGAAGAUGGUUCCGUGGUAACACCUGCUCAAGUACUCGAAAAACAGAGAGACUUCGCAAAAGUUUUGAUACUAGACAUACCUUCAGAUGACUAUCUGUCUCAAUUUCACUCCAAGUUUCAAAAAUACGAUAAAAACUCACUUGGCGUAGUUUACUACUUUUUGGGCGAUAAAGUUACUAUAAAUGAGUCUGUAAUAGCACUCAUGGAGUUGCUGGACACUGCAAACACACAGCACUUUGUCUCGCACUCUAAAAUCUGUCCAAAUUCAAUUGUUUUUCAAAGCUCUGCUGUUACGACUUUGAAGCUAAAGGCUAUACAACCCAAAAAUUAUAAUCUGCCACUAUCCAACAGAGUUUUCUCAAGAGAGUUUUAUGACUGCUUUGAUAAAAGUUUGCCAAAAGGCACCUCUGUCGUUCAGCAGUGCGAUCAUCCCCUAAGUUCCACCAUCAAUAAGGAUAGAGUUCACAUUAUGCUGCAAAAUGAAGGUGUCGUCAUUGAGCCUUUCACUGCGGGUGAAGAAAAUCUCAAAAUACAGCAUCAAGAAAACUUUAAACCAAUGCUCCCGUGGUCAAAGGUUUUCGAUAAACAUAUUACGCCGUUGAAAAUUGCGGGAGCGACUUACGAAUCUGUGGUCCAAAACCAGCGGCAUGUGAACAAUUUCGAUGCCGAUAGAAAGAAGGGUAAGGUAGAAGUUAUAACACUAGGCACCGGUAGUUCGUUACCUUCAAAGUACAGAAAUGUAAUUUCUACCUUGUUGAAAAUUCCCUAUGGCUCUAAUGGAAAGUAUUACAAUAGAAACGUUCUUCUAGAUGCAGGAGAAAACACUUUGGGAUCCAUUAAGAGGACAAUACCAGAAGUAGAACUCCCGGCCCUAUUUCAAAAUUUGAACUUGAUUUAUUUGAGUCAUUUACAUGCCGAUCAUCAUCUUGGUAUUGCAAGUCUACUCUCAGAGUGGUACAAACAUAAUGCCUUAAAUCCCAGUGCUGUCAUCUACGUUGUCGUACCGUGGCAAUACAAUAUUUUCUUGGAAGAAUGGUUAUCGUUAGAAAACAAAGAAAUCGUGGAGAGGAUCCGGUACGUCAGUUGCGAACAUCUAAUCGAAGGCGGUUUUGUGAGAAAGGAAUUCAAACCCGUUCCGUUCGAUGGCUUUAUAACUAAGAGUGAACCAAAGAUAAAGAAAAGGCGUCUUGAAUAUGAUGAUGCGUCGUCGUUCAGGGAUAAAGACACCAUAAUGCAGAUGUAUCGGGACCUCAAAAUACUCACAUUCCAAACUUGUCGGGCCAAACACUGCGAUUGGGCUUACUCUAACUCAAUAACUUUCUUCACAAAAUCUGACUCCUCUUCCGUGUUCAAGGUCUCUUAUUCUGGGGACACUAGGCCCAACAUAGAAAAGUUUGCUAAAACAAUUGGCCAAAACUCAGACCUUCUUAUUCAUGAAGCCACUUUAGACAACGAACUGCUAGAAGAUGCUAUUAAAAAAAGACACUGUACGAUAAAUGAGGCCAUACAAGUUUCUAACGAAAUGAAGGUCGAUAAGCUGAUAUUAACACAUUUCUCGCAAAGGUAUCCAAAACUACCUCAGGUUGAUAAUAAUAUCAAGAUCGAAGCUAAAGAAUACUGUUUCGCGUUCGAUGGAAUGAUUGUCGGUUACGAUGAAAUUGGUGAACAAACUUCAAAACUAGGUCUUCUGAAUAAUGUUUUCGCUGAAGAGCAGUUUUCUGAACGGUGUCAAACGGAAGAUCUUAUAUAG